This is a messenger RNA of Eupeodes corollae, 1140 nucleotides long. RefSeq names its product 39S ribosomal protein L44, mitochondrial (gene mRpL44). Gene Ontology annotation, biological process: RNA processing. The coding region runs from base 76 to 1059 and encodes 327 amino acids. Lineage: Eukaryota; Metazoa; Arthropoda; Insecta; Diptera; Syrphidae. The transcript is spliced from 3 exons. The record is from RefSeq and is a predicted model, not a curated record. Gene Ontology annotation, molecular function: double-stranded RNA binding; ribonuclease III activity.
CAGGCUUCAUGUGAGAUAUUUUGUGUUGAAAGAAAUAUUUAUUAAAAAAAUUUUGUUUUUAUUUAAUUAAGAAAAAUGUCAUUCAUUCGAAAUACACUCAAAACAGUUUUACUUUCUUCCCAACUGAAAUCUUACCCUCAAUUAAAUAACACACGAAGUAUAAAAAGAUGGGUAGCUCCAACAUUACGUGAACUCCGUCGUCGACGAGAAAAACUCGGACCAGAAUUACCAGAACCCCGAUCGCAGUUUCUCGAUUGGAACUACAGUGCCGAAUUGUAUGCUUUUGGUAAAAGAUUAAACGAAGAAUUCGACCAAUCGUCUCUUCAGUCGGCCCUAACCAAUAGAUCGUAUAUUAUUCAAGAGGAAAACCAACAACGUGAAGUUGGCAUUGAGGAGCCCCAAGUUAAUUUAACCGAUAAUACCAAACUAAUGGAAAAAGGUGCUGCAAUAGUUGCCGAUUACAUUGAUGCCUUCCUCAGAUAUUCACUACCCAAAGUUCCAGAAGAAGGUAUUAAGGCAUUUGCGGCAUAUCUUAUGUCAGAAGAUACCCUCGCUCAUGUAUCACGACACUUGGGACUUACCGAACUGGUAUUUUCCGGCGAAUAUCCACCCUCGAACGAAACUAUGGCAAGAAGUUUACUUGCUGUAAUAGGUUCGUUGCAGGAAUCUUCAGGUUCAGAGAAGGCAUUUAGCUUUAUUCGAGAUUUCAUCUGCACACAGCUCAAUCAAAAAGAUCUUAGUGAACUUUGGGUCAUUGAGGAUCCGGUAGAGUAUUUGAAGUCAAUUUGCAAGGAUUUAAAACUCGCUGAACCUGAACCAAGACUUAUUGGUGAAGCUGGAAAGAAUACCGUUCUUGCGGCCUAUCAAGUCGCCAUUUAUUCAAAUAAAGUACAAAUUGGUCAAGGCUUUGGAGAAGACACCCAAACAGCAAUUCAAGUAGCUUCACUCGAUGCUCUACGUUCUUUGUUUGGAAUUCAGGAAAAUAUGACACCUUUUAAUUUUGAAAUUCAAGUUGACCAACUAUCAACCGCCAAAGCAGCGAAGCGACUUCAAAAAUAAAUAAGUCAUCAAAAAAAUAAAACAGAACUUUAAUAAACUAAUUAAUAAUAAAAGAUAAUAUGUACGUAUGUUGAACAAUAA